AAAUAGGGGAAAGGCAGUGCUAAAUGAAGGGGUUGGGUGACAGGGGACUACAUUGGGUUUUAUCUCUAGCAAAAGCCUGAGAUACCUUUGGGGCCAAUGGAGAGCCUGGCCAGCAGAAGGAGAAAAGGGUGGAGCUGAGCCAUGAGGGAAGGGAUAAAUGCCAGGCCCUGACCCACAGCACCCACCCGUCGUUCGUUCGUCCUCAGUGCAGGGCAACAGGACUUCGGGCUUAAAGAUGGUAGCAGCAGCCAUGUUGCUACAGUGCUGUCCAGUGCUUGCCCGGGGCCACAUAGGCCUCCUGGGCAAGAUGAUUAAAACUCACCAGUUCCUGUUUGGUCCUGGACGCUGUCCUAUACUGGCCACCUAUGGACCAACCUGUUCUCAAAUCCACCUUAAGGCAACCAAGGCUGGAGGAGACUCUCCAUCUUGGGCCAAGAGCCACUGUCCCUUUAUGCUGUCAGAACUCCAGGAUGGGAAGAGCAAGAUUGUGCAGAAGGCAGCUCCAGAAGUCCAGGAGGAUGUGAAGACUUUCAAGACAGACCUGCCCAGAUCCCUGGCCUCAACCAGCCUGAGAAAGCCAUUCUCCAAUUCCCAGGAGCCAGAGCUAAUUUCAGAGAAGGUCACACACCUGGUUCAGAACAACAUGAUUGGAAACCAUGUUUUUGGUUAUGACCAGUUUUUCAGGCAUAAGAUCAUGGAGAAGAAACAGGACCACACCUACCGUGUGUUCAAGACCGUAAACCGCUGGGCUGAUGCAUACCCCUUUGCCCAACACUUCUCUGAGGCAUCUAUGGCCUCAAAGGAUGUGUCUGUCUGGUGCAGUAAUGACUACCUAGGCAUGAGCCGGCACCCUCGGGUUUUGCAAGCUACACAGGAGACCCUGCAGCGUCAUGGAGCUGGAGCUGGUGGUACCCGCAACAUUUCAGGUACCAGUAAGUUUCAUGUGGAGCUGGAGCAGGAGCUGGCUGAACUGCACCAAAAAGAUGCAGCCCUGCUCUUCUCUUCCUGUUUUGUGGCCAAUGACUCUACUCUCUUCACCCUGGCAAAGAUCCUGCCAGGGUGUGAGAUUUACUCAGAUGCAGGCAAUCAUGCUUCAAUGAUCCAAGGUAUUCGCAACAGUGGAGCAGUCAAGUUUGUCUUCAGGCACAAUGACCCUGACCACCUGAAGAAACUUCUAAAGGAGUCCAACCCUAGGACACCCAAAAUUGUGGCCUUUGAGACUGUUCACUCCAUGGAUGGUGCCAUCUGUCCUCUUGAGGAGUUGUGUGAUGUGGCCCACCAGUAUGGGGCUCUGACCUUCGUGGAUGAGGUUCAUGCUGUAGGACUAUAUGGGUCCCGGGGUGCUGGAAUUGGGGAGCGUGAUGGAAUUAUGUACAAGAUUGACAUUGUCUCUGGAACUCUUGGCAAGGCCUUUGGCUGUGUGGGUGGCUACAUCGCCAGCACCCGUGACUUGGUGGACAUGGUGCGCUCCUAUGCUGCCGGCUUCAUCUUUACCACUUCACUGCCUCCCAUGGUGCUCUCUGGGGCUUUGGAAUCUGUGCGGCUGCUCAAGGGAGAGGAGGGCCAAGCCCUGAGGCGAGCCCACCAGCGCAAUGUCAAGCACAUGCGCCAGCUACUAAUGGACAGGAGCCUUCCUGUCAUCCCCUGCCCCAGCCACAUCAUCCCCAUCCGGGUGGGUGAUGCAGCACUGAACAGCAAGAUCUGUGAUCUCCUGCUCUCCAAGCAUGGUAUCUAUGUGCAGGCCAUCAACUACCCAACUGUCCCCCGGGGUGAAGAGCUACUGCGCCUGGCACCCUCUCCCCACCACAGCCCUCAGAUGAUGGAAGACUUUGUGCAGAAGCUGUUGGUAGCCUGGACUGAGGUGGAGCUGCCCCUCCAGGAUGUGUCUAUGGCUGCCUGCAAUUUCUGUCAUCGGCCUGUGCACUUUGAGCUCAUGAGUGAGUGGGAACGUUCCUACUUUGGGAACAUGGGGCCCCAGUAUGUCACCACCUAUGCCUGAGAAGCCAGCUGCCUCAAAGCCCCACCCCAUCUGCACUUCACAUGGGACUUAGCCUCUUCCUGACCUCUGCUUUGCUGUGUGCCUCUCACUGACUUCAGUCUGAAAAUAAAGAACAAACUGCAGCAUUUGUAGCCCUUCAUUAGACAGGAAACUGCAUUAUAUCUGACUCCUUCAGACAAGUGGCAGAGCCAUGAGGAAACCAUAGAUCACUUGUUGGUCUGACCAACCCAUUUUACUGAUAGGGACACUGAUCCAGAAAGAGG
Messenger RNA from Zalophus californianus (California sea lion), 2262 nucleotides. RefSeq names its product 5'-aminolevulinate synthase 2 (gene ALAS2). Bases 158 to 1999 code for a protein of 613 amino acids. NCBI's taxonomy places the organism in Eukaryota, Metazoa, Chordata, Mammalia, Carnivora, Otariidae. The record is from RefSeq and is a predicted model, not a curated record. Gene Ontology annotation, cellular component: mitochondrial matrix; mitochondrion. The transcript is spliced from 11 exons. Gene Ontology annotation, biological process: heme biosynthetic process; erythrocyte development; hemoglobin biosynthetic process. Gene Ontology annotation, molecular function: pyridoxal phosphate binding; 5-aminolevulinate synthase activity.